Molecule: messenger RNA, 3528 nt
Organism: Trichoderma gamsii
Lineage: Eukaryota; Fungi; Ascomycota; Sordariomycetes; Hypocreales; Hypocreaceae
Exons: 2
Coding region: 1-3528 (1175 amino acids)
Source: RefSeq, a predicted model, not a curated record
AUGUUGAGGAUUGUGAGGCCGCAGGCGCUCUUAUGCCUCCUUUUGAUUCUGCAACUGGCCGCAACCCAGGAGUUUCGUGAGCUGAGACGGCCUGAUAAUUCCAUCUCAUCGUCCACCGUUUUCCUCUGCCGCCCUGAGCCCGGUUCGCAGCACUCGUUUACUAGCGAGUCGAAUGGCGAUCACAAGCAGACGGAUGGCCCGCGAGGACUAACAAUCACGAAAGCUUCUGAAACCACUACAUCCGUAACGGCAGAAAUUCAAACUACCACUACCGUAACUACUUCAGACAGUCCUCUGAACACGUCAACCUCGUUCAAGGCGUCGAUCCCAGCAGGCGAUCUGCCGAUCCAGCCCAUUAUAACUCCAGGGUGGGGUGUUGCUGGAAACAUUUUGAUGCUCACCGGUCUUGUUUAUACCCUUGUAGGCAAUAAGAGUCGGUGGAUCAAUUGCUUCUUCUCGACCGCCUUCAUCGCGGCCCUCGGAAUCUCGGUACUUAUUAUCUACACCAUGAAUGUCCCAGUCAGCCUGGGUAUGCAGGGAGCAUACGUUGUUGUCGCCGUUUUGUCUGGCUGUGCUCUAGGCGCAGCAUCGCUGAUCUCUAAGGUGUCAACUGAAGGUUUGGGGUGUGCUCUGGGCGGCUUUAGUCUCAGCAUGUGGUUUCUUUGUUUGGCGUUGGGAGGCUUGCUACGUGAUACGAUCGGUAGAGCCAUCUUCAUUUUUUGCUUUCCCGUCCUUGGCUUUGCUUUUUAUAUCAGUCACUAUACUCGGUACUGGGCCACGAUUAUCCUGACGUCUUUUGGAGGCGCGACGGUAAUCGUGCUGGGCAUUGACUGCUAUAGCAGAGUCGGGCUGAAAGAAUUCUGGGCAUAUGUAUGGAAUCUCAGCGAUAACCUAUUCCCCCUUGGUACGGACACCUAUUUCAUCACAAGAGGCAUGGAAGUUGAGAUCGCAGCUAUCGUCAUAAUAUGCUUGAUUGGUAUCAUUUCAGAGAUCAAGCCCUGGAAGGUUGUUCGAAAGAAACGCGGAAAAAAGGCCGCGAAUCUCCUUGACAGUCUGAGAUACCUGGCAGAAAAAGAGGACGAUGCUGGCCGCAAUGUUGAAGCGCAGGCAGCAGGAGAACGAGAUGAACGGGGAAAAGCCUACGGAGGCAGAGCCCCGUUCGACAGCAAUGGUACCGUUGCCAAUCACUCAGAUGCCAUCGGCGGUGGCAGCAACAGCAAGAGCCUUUUCGGUGAACAAUCCGAAUCUGCUUUUACAGGUUCCAAGAUUGAUGGUAUACAGAUGAUAGACUUUUCAGACUCGAACCUGGUGCAGACAGGGAUGGCUGGGCUCAUACACGCUGAUAUGGCCAAGGAUGGCAAGGUCAUGGUUCGAGUAACCGCAUAUGGUGUAAACAAGACACCAAAAGACAGCGAGGGUGAGGCGACUGACGAAAAAGUUGGCGCCAUACCCAAUUUAAUGACAAUAUCUCUUGACGGCGACAGACCCACUUCACACAGAAUUGUGGUCAAAGGGAAACAAAUCUCCCAAGCAAGUUCGAAGCUCAGAUGGAGUUCUUCACAUAGGACCAUUACGGCUGCCGCUGAAGUUGUGUUGCCGCCAUUCAAGAUUCCAACAGAAGACGAUUUAAAAUCUGUUUGUGGCCUGUCGUCUGUUGCAACCUUUUUCCACGACGAAGCUAUUGCACCUGCGACUUUCCCACGUGACUUUCUUGCCAAGAGGGUCCCACAAAGCUCAGUCGCUCUUCUCAGAAGACUUUCUCCACAGAAGUUAAAACAUGUCUCUUCUGAGCAUCAGAUGAAGAGUGACGAAAACUCUGAAGGAUUAGCUGAGCUGGCGGCUAUUACCUACGAUGAUUACGGAUCAUCUCUAGCUGCCACUAUUGACUAUGACAGCACGAGCGAUGACGAGGCUCAUAAUUCAAUCGUCGGCGCUGAACAUCCAAACAGUAUCGAGAUUACUGCACAACUUAGCCAAGUUAAGAAAGCCCAAGGAUCAAAACAGCUGAAGUCAGACACCAUCUUUGAGAGCAACGUUGGCAAAUCAGAUGAUGCCACAUUUCAAGAUGUCAAACAAGCCAUGGCGGCCAAGUCCAACGCAGAACUAAGUCAAAUUAAGUCCCAGCCAAGCGACAUGCAUGAUACUCAGGAAGCGCAUAAAGGAAACUCAGAGACCAAACUUGGAGAUACAGCUCAGGAUGAAGAAACGCCGAUGCCUCUGGAUCAGGAAUCUACAACAGCAAGCAAUGAAGUUGAGAGUAAACCGCUCGAGCCCGGCGAAACAGCUAGGUCUUGUAGUUCGGCGACUUUAAACCUUGUGGGUUUGACCAAAGACCGAUUGCCCGAAUCAUUGUCCAAACUUGCCCUUUCGUAUAGGAGAGACGAGUGGACCGAACAUCUCAGCCAUGCGGAUACCCCUGAGCCUGAAGCCAUCUCUAUCGAGCCAUAUGCAUCCGAACAAGAUGUCGAGGACCCCUUAUAUAUCGACGUCGAGGACCUUCUGAAAGCUGCCGCCGGUGAUAUCAUCCGUCCUUCUGCCGUUAAGCGAUCGGAAGUUAGAAUGAAUCAGGUUUCUUUUGUCCAACCGAAUUCUAAAGGCAUUAAGAAGAAGCACAAUCUUUUCAACGUCACUAUUUCAGCUGCAGUGUCGCCAACUGUCAUGAGCUCCAGUAGAAGCCCAGUAUCACUUCCCAUUGCCACGGCUAUCCAACCAGCUUCAGUAUUUAUGGAUAGGAUCUCCUCUAAGCUUGCUCCAAUUGUUGAAGAGCAGGAUGGCGUGCGGUUAGCCGGCAUACCAGCUCCCGAAGAGGUCAUGGAGCGGGACCGUGUCCAAAUGAACUCGGCCCGAUUUCGGCCGAUAAUGCCUCGAAUUGUUUCCUUUGAAAACCCUCAUACGCUGCUUGGCCAACGAGGAUCUGUCCUUUGGAGUAGGCCACAAGGGAAUCUUAUAUCGCACGUGUCCAAGAUACCUAGUACUACGCAAGGAUCCGUUGGUAACGUUAACUCUCUUCGCAACUACUCUGUUUAUAAUCGAGUACUUAGUCUCGACCCCGACAACUCUCUACCCAGUCGACGGAAGAAAAUGUUACGCCAGAGCAGCGUGGCAAGUUUACCACUAUCAAACUCUCGGCCGAACCGCUCAAUCAGCGGUGUCGAAGUUGCGGCCAAUACGCAGUUCAACUCCCAUCAGCCGAAGAGGGUAUCUUCAGUCUCCGUGGUAGCCCAAGAGACAAGACUUGCCAAAUUUCGACAGUCAAUAGCUCAUGCCAAUCGAUCUAUGACUCUAUGUGUUCCCAAUAUGGGAGACGAUGCUCCUUUCGCAUCGACAGCAACUCUUAUUGAUGACAUUAAUGCACAACGCGCCGUAAUGAUCGAGAAGAAGGAAGCUGAGAUGCAGCGGAGGGAAAUGCAGAGACGAGAAAAGCAAUGGUACGAUCGCAUGUGUGAAAGCCGUAUGCGGAGUGGCGAGCUACUAGGGGCACAUCGCCAAGCCAUACGUAAGAUGCAGAGUUCUGCGAGAGAUGUAUGA